This is a messenger RNA of Frankliniella occidentalis (western flower thrips), 2067 nucleotides long. RefSeq lists its product as uncharacterized. Gene Ontology annotation, biological process: chromatin remodeling. Gene Ontology annotation, molecular function: histone H3K9 demethylase activity; histone H3K36 demethylase activity. The transcript has 3 exons. The record is from RefSeq and is a predicted model, not a curated record. Bases 35 to 592 code for a protein of 185 amino acids. Gene Ontology annotation, cellular component: nucleus. NCBI's taxonomy places the organism in Eukaryota, Metazoa, Arthropoda, Insecta, Thysanoptera, Thripidae.
GGUUGCCCUGCUAGCCAGUGGCUUCGGUGAGCUAAUGUCCUGCUGGAACAUUUUAGGUCACAAGUUCUACAUCCCAAGUGUAUCCUGGCUUCGAAAGGAACGUAUUCCCUUCAGUGUGGUCAUCCAAAGACAAGGGGAAGGUAUAGUUGUGCUCCCAAAUGCAGCUCAUUCUGGUGGAAAUCUUUCUUUCAACUGGUCAGAAGCGUGCAACUUUGCAACUAAAAGUUGGUUACCCUACGGAGCUGUAAGUCCUCCCUGCAGCUGCAUUCCGGGAUCUGUCCAUCCCAUUGACCUCCGUCCUGCAACGGGCGUACAUGCCAGACAUCUGCUUGGGGCCUACCUUCGCAAUGAUAUAAGUUCUGCUGCGGAAGAUGGCUAUUUCCACAAAUCAGUGAUUUCUUACCAAAAUAUUAAGGGUCUAGCACAAUCCUCCAAGGGAAGUGAGGAUAAAUUAACAUGUCCAUUGUGCGCCUAUAGUUGGUGCAAGCCAUUAAAAUUGAGAAAUGUGAAGAAUCAUGUGAAAAGGCACCAUCCAAAGUUCACACAAGAUUCACGUGUUGUUCAAUUUUUUAAAGGUAACUUUAAUAAGUAACGUGAGCAUGCCUUAUGGCUGGUGCCUCACAUUGUCUUGGUCGCCUGUUAUUAUUAUUUUUUUGUACUUUUCUCCCCCUGGCACCUCCACCUAAUAAGUAUUGCAAAAUUGUCAGCUCUUCUCCUUUAAUCCUUGGAGCUCCUGUUGUAACAUAAAAUGCAUAAAACACUCAACAUUGCUCUUAUUCUUGAAAUUUGAGUGACUAAUUCCUGCAGAAUUAAGAAAAAUAAUUGAUGGGUAGGUCCUGAGAGGUCCCGCCUGCUUUUUAUGUCAAUGCAAAAUAGUAUGCCACGACUGCAAUGCAUUUGAAGAAUAAUUACUUGUACUGUCGACUGCAUUUCAAUUCCCCAUGAACAUGUAUGCUCACAAUGUUCUCCAGUUCAGCUGAUAUCUUUCAAUUUAUAUCUCAAACAUUAAAGUGCCUUACAAAGUUACAUGUGUUGUUCAAUUUCCUCAAGACAAAUUUCACACCCUGACAGAAUGCAUUUGAUGAGGAGUGUACAAGGUACCAAAACUUUUAUUCAAAAUCAGUACUAAUAUAAUAAUAGAAAACUGUAAUCUACAAGGCUUAAAGGAAAUGUCAAUAUUUCUUUGGACCUUCAAAAUUAUUUACCUACACUACAUCUUGCACUACACUGGGCAAUAACUAGAUAUGCUCUUUGAGGGAGUGAAGGAUUAUGUUUUCAAAGUAGGAGGUCAACAUUUAGGGAGUGUUGACUAGCAACGAAAUUCCUAGGAGUUCAAAUCUCUCAGUCAAAUGCAAAAGCAAGGAUCAGGUUGUGGUUGUAAGAGACAUAACAUGGAGAGGAAUUUUAAAACAUUAUUUAUUAAUCAUGGCCCUGGCAGGAUCAUUUACAAGAUCGCAAUACUGGUAAGAAAGAGCCAUUCCGAAAAUAAGAGUGGUGUAUAACUAUCAAACGAGGGGAAGAGAAUAUAUGUACACUUUAUGCAGAUGGCAAAAGAAAAGCAACAUAUUCAUAUUCAUAUUUAUUUACUUGUAUAUAAGCAGGUCAAAUACAUAGUUAGUACAAGGAUACAUAGAACAAGGAUACAUAGAAAAAUAUUCAUUCAAUCAUUCAAUAAAUUCAGCAUAGGAGUAACAUUCUCUCUCGAGAAGAUACUUUUUUAGUUUUACCUUGAAUACAGACAGGUCCUUAAUAGCCUUCAAAGAAUUAGGCAAUAACUUGUUAUAAGUUUGGAUACAGGCUCCUUUUACCUCACCUCUUGAAAAAUGAUUGUAAAACAAAUUGUGACCAUUUCUAGUAUUGUGAUGGUGAACAGAGGAAACCAUAAGGUGUGACAUUUUCUUUUUGGCAUAGAUUGAGGCAAAGUAAAUAUAAAUACUACACAGAGUGAGGAUCUUAUUGGCUUUAAAAAGACCUCUACAAGAGAACAAGGGAUCUGAUAUUUUGUUAAUUAUCCUGAUUGCCCUUUUCUGUUUCCUAAAAAUAGAAUUGAGUAGGACCAUGUUAAUG